UCCGGCUAAUAUUUUCUAAUUUUAAAAGAUUUGUGCUUGUGUUUCAUCGUUUUCUAAAAGCAUUUCGUUUUUCAAACCUAUAUUCUACCAUGACUAUUAUUUCCCUUAUCUCGUCUACCAAAUGCUUCGCCGGAUUACAAAAUGUGUACAGCCACCAAUCGAAGGUGCUGUCGUGCGAAAUGAAAUUCGCCAUCUUUCUUCCGGCGGUGGCCGACGAUCGUCGUUUACCCGUACUUUACUGGCUAUCGGGAUUGACCUGUAACGAAACCAACUUCAUCCAAAAAGCCGGUGCCCAGCGCUAUGCCACGGAAAACAACCUUAUCAUCGUGUGCCCAGAUACGUCGCCACGCAAUGUGAACAUCCCGGGAGAAGACGACUCUUGGGACUUUGGAUCCGGUGCUGGGUUUUAUGUCGAUGCAACUCAAGAACCGUGGAGCAAGCACUACCGCAUGUUCAGCUACGUCACGCAGGAACUUAUCGAUGUGGUUAACAACAACUUUCCAACGUUGGCGAAUAAAAUGAGCAUUUCCGGCCACAGCAUGGGCGGGCACGGAGCACUGGUUUGUGCUCUCAAGAAUCCCGGCCUAUUCAAGUCUGUGUCGGCCUUUGCUCCGAUCAGCAACCCAACGAAGUGUCCCUGGGGCGAGAAAGCCUUCGGUGGAUACAUGGGAACCGAGAAUAAGGACGAAUGGAAGAAUUGGGACGCCACGGAGCUUGUGGCCAACUACAAUGGUCCCCCACUUGAGCUGUACCUCGACCAGGGCUCGGAGGAUAGUUUCCUGAAGGACGGUCAGCUUUUGCCGCAAAAUCUAGUCGACGCAUGCCGGGCGGCACAGGUUCCGUGUGUGUUGAAUAUGCGCGAAGGGUAUGACCACAGUUACUUCUACGUAGCAUCGUUCAUCGGAGAGCACAUCGCGUAUCAUUCACGUCAUUUGAAUUAGCCAUGUUUUCCCACACGAACCAAUGAAACAUUGAGUUUUCGCAAUGAUGCAUUUUUGUACAGUAAA
Messenger RNA from Anopheles nili, 1007 nucleotides. RefSeq names its product S-formylglutathione hydrolase. Bases 90 to 941 code for a protein of 283 amino acids. Gene Ontology annotation, biological process: formaldehyde catabolic process. Gene Ontology annotation, cellular component: cytosol. The transcript has 2 exons. Gene Ontology annotation, molecular function: S-formylglutathione hydrolase activity. The record is from RefSeq and is a predicted model, not a curated record. NCBI's taxonomy places the organism in Eukaryota, Metazoa, Arthropoda, Insecta, Diptera, Culicidae.